GGCGGCGCCAUUUUGUGCUCAGAGCCGCUACAGCCGCCGGCGGUGUGAGGAGUAGGUGGCCGAGACAGGACCCGCGCGAUGGCGGAGACGCUAGCGGAGCCGGGUGACUCGGGCUCUGGCACCGCCGCUGUCGGCCUGGGCGACUCCGAGACGGGGACGCGGCGGCUCAGCGAGCUGCGGGUGGUGGACCUGCGGGCGGAGUUGAAGAAGCGGAACCUGGACACGGGCGGCAACAAGAGCGUCCUGAUGGAGCGCCUCAAGAAGGCUGUCAAGGAAGAAGGGCAAGAUCCGGACCAAAUUAACCUGGACUUAGACACCACCAGCAAGAAGACCUCAAAGAGAUCCGUUAAAGGACUGAAGACGGAGGAGGAAAGCAUGGAAGACAAUGGCCUGGAGGAAGAUUCCAGAGAUGGCCAGGAGGAGAUGGAAACCAGUCUGGAGCACCUGCAGAAUAUCGACAUGAUGGAUAUCCGCGUACUUGAUGACACGGAAGUUGAUAACGGCAGCGCUCCUGGCUUUGGGGAAGAUGGCACAGACAACAUUCUCUACUCCCUUUGCGAUAGCAAGGAGUACGUGGCUGAACAACUCAGACAGCUCCCAGCUCAGCUCACCGAGCACGCUGUCGAUGGGGAAGGCUUUGGAGACACUUUGGAUCCUUCGUCGCUGGACUUAAAAGUCACCUCGGAUAUUGAAGAACCGCUCUUGGAACCAGAAAAUGAGAAAAUACUCGACAUUUUGGGGAAAACUUGUAAAUCUGAGCCAGUAAAAGAAGAAGGUUCCGAGCUGGAGCAGCCAUUGGCACAGGACACAAGUAGCGUGGGGCCAGACAGGAAGUGUGCGGAGGAAGAGGACCUUUUUGUCAGCGCUCACCCGGAAGAGGAGGAGCAGGAGCAAGAGGAGGAGAAGGAAGGUGCUUUAGCUGUGGCCAGCGAGUCCACAGACGCUCAGUGGAGCAAGGCAGACACCCUGUUAGCGGUAGUGAAAAGGGAGCCCGUGGAGCAGACGGGCGACGGCGAGAGGCCGGACUGUGAGCCCACGGGGCUAGAGAAGCCAGUUGAGCAGAGUAGUAAAGGCCCCGAAGACGCGGAGGCCUCGGGCCAGGAGGCGGCGACAGAAGCUCUCCAGGAAGACUCAAGCGCUGAGCCCCAAGAUAGCAAAGAAGACGUGAAGAAGGGGGACCUGGAAGCUUGUAAUGAAGCCCCCCCAGCUCCCAAAGAGUCCUCCGCCAGGGAGGGCGCUGAUCAGAAAAUGAGCUCUUUUAAAGCAGAAGAAGAAGAAGAAGAAGAUGUAAAGCCGAGUAUUAAAGACGACAAAGCUCGUGUCAGUAGCAGUUCUGGUCGGAACCUGUGGGUUAGCGGGCUGUCCUCGACCACUCGCGCCACUGAUCUGAAGAACCUUUUCAGCAAGUAUGGAAAGGUUGUCGGGGCCAAGGUGGUCACCAAUGCCCGCAGUCCUGGGGCGCGGUGCUACGGCUUUGUCACAAUGUCGACCUCCGACGAGGCCACCAAGUGUAUCAACCACCUUCACCGGACAGAGCUACACGGAAGAAUGAUCUCCGUAGAGAAGGCCAAAAACGAGCCCGCUGGGAAGAAGCUAGCUGAGAGGAAAGAGAGUGAGGUGAAGAAGGAGAAGUCUGCAAGUGUGGACAGGCCUCAUGCUGUGGAGAUCAAAGUUGAAAAAACCGUAAUUAAGAAGGAAGAGAAGGAAGAGAAGGUCGAGAGAAAGGAGGAGAAAAAGCCUGAAGACAUUAAAAAGGAAGAAAAAGACGAAGAGGAGCAGAAACCACCGGGAACCCCCAGUCGGUCCAGAGUCACAAAAUCAGGAAGCCGAGGAGUGGAGCGGACAGUUGUGAUGGACAAGUCCAAAGGCGAGCCUGUCAUCAGUGUGAAGACCACAAGCAAGUCCAAAGAGAGGAGCUCCAAGAGUCACGACCGGAAAUCGGAAAGCCGAGAGAAGCGCGACAUCCUAUCGUUUGAUAAAAUCAAAGAGCAGCGCGAGCGAGAGCGCCAGAGGCAGCGAGAGCGGGAGAUCCGGGAGACAGAGAGGCGGCGCGAGCGGGAGCAGCGGGAGCGGGAGCUGCGCCUGGAGGUCUUCCAUGAGCGCAAGGAGCGAGCCCGCUUCCAGCGCGAGCGCAUGCACCUGGAGUGCCAGCGGCAGAGGCUGGAGCGCGAGCGCUGGGAGCGGGAGCGGCUGGAGCGCGAGCGCAUGCGUGUGGAGCGCGAGCGCCGCAAGGAGCAGGAGCGCAUCCACCGCGAGCGCGAGCAGCUGCGCUACGAGCAGGAGCAGCUGCGCUACGAGCAGGAGCGGCGGCCUGCCUUCCGGAGGCCCUACGACAUGGACGGCCGACGUCCUGACCCCUACUGGCCAGAGGGGAAGCGGGCGAUGAUGGAGGACAGGUACUUUCCGCGCUCUGAGCACCGCUUCCACACCUUCGACCACCGUGAUCGGGGUCAUUACCAGGAUCACAUGGGUGACAGGAGGGAAGGUUCCCGGUCCAUGAUGGGCGAGCGAGACAGGCCGCACUACAUUGAGCGCCACGGCCAUGGUGGGCCCCCAGAGCACCACAGCCGGGACUCCAGAGACAGCUGGGGUGGCUACGGCCCGGACAAGAGGCUGAGCGAGGGCCGGGUCCCGCCACCUACACCCAGGGCUGGACGUGACUGGGGUGAGCACGGCCCGAGGCUGGAAGAUCGCCCAGAGCGGGCCUGGCAGGACAGCGGGGAGGCUGAGGCAGCCAGCCAAGAGCACGCGCAGUGGCAGGGUGGUGAGCGAGGCCCGUCCAGCCCCUCGGGGCCAGGGCACCUGGGGAACCACGGAGGCAUGGCGGGGCACCUGGCGACCUCCAGUGCCACGGAAGCCGCUGCAGCCGCCACCACCACUCUAGAGGACGGCAGUCCUCACCUGGACCCGGCCCGGCACACCCCCGGCUGCCGAGACACGCAGAGCACUUGACGAGCAUUCUUCGGCCUUUGUUCCGAGGCGAGGCGGCUUUGCACAGGGUGGACACACCCAGGACCCGGGGCGCCGGUGGGCGGACUGGAUGGUGGAGCACUGGCUGGCCAGGACCAGGGCAGCAGGGGCCCCUCAGCCCCACCCACAACCCCCUUCAC
This is a messenger RNA of Echinops telfairi (small Madagascar hedgehog), 3110 nucleotides long. It is a transcript of the gene SAFB2, whose product is annotated as scaffold attachment factor B2. Gene Ontology annotation, biological process: regulation of androgen receptor signaling pathway; regulation of transcription by RNA polymerase II; regulation of mRNA processing. Bases 79 to 2952 code for a protein of 957 amino acids. NCBI's taxonomy places the organism in Eukaryota, Metazoa, Chordata, Mammalia, Afrosoricida, Tenrecidae. The transcript is spliced from 21 exons. The record is from RefSeq and is a predicted model, not a curated record. Gene Ontology annotation, cellular component: nucleus. Gene Ontology annotation, molecular function: sequence-specific DNA binding; RNA binding.